Molecule: messenger RNA, 2298 nt
Organism: Hevea brasiliensis (rubber tree)
Lineage: Eukaryota; Viridiplantae; Streptophyta; Magnoliopsida; Malpighiales; Euphorbiaceae
Product: probable disease resistance protein At4g27220
Exons: 4
Coding region: 1-2298 (765 amino acids)
Molecular function (GO): ADP binding
Source: RefSeq, a predicted model, not a curated record
AUGGAUGUGUCGAGAGUUUUCCUGCUUGAAGUUUUACAAGAUAAAGAGGCAUGGCAUUUGUUUCAGAAGAAGGUAGGCGAUGUGAAACAUCCCAAUUUGGCUAUUGAAGUAGCAAAGAGAUGUACUGGUUUACCUAUUCUAAUUGUGGCUGUUGCAACUGCAUUGAAAAAUAAGCAGUUGUUUGAAUGGAAGAAUGCCUUGGACCAACUAAAAAGGUUUGAUGAGAGCGAAAUAGAUGAGAAAGUUGCGUCUGCUCUAAAGUUGAGUUUCAACUCUUUGAAAGGUGAGGAAAUCAAGUCAUUGUUCUUACUUUGUGGAAUGAAUGUAUUUUAUAGCUAUCAAGUCAAGGACUUGCUGAAAUAUGCAGUGGGCUUGGGUUUAUUCAAACGAAGCAAAACGUUAGAGGAAGCCAGAAAUAGAUUUUACAAAUAUGUUAGUGAUCUCAAAGCUUCUUGUUUGUUGCUAGAAGGCAUCCAUAACGGACAAGUCAGGAUGCAUGAUGUUGUUCGCAAUUUUGCUAUCUCAGUUGCAUCCACUGAUCAUCAUGUCUUCAAUUUAGCAUUUGACACUGUAUUGGAAUGGCCAUCAAAGGAUAAGCUUGAACAGUGCACUGCAAUAUAUUUGCGCCAAUGUGAGAUUCCUAAGCUUCCUGCAGCAUAUGAAUGUCCGAAACUCGAGAAUUCAUUUAUCAGCACUGCCUUCGUCACUUCAAUUUUUCAGAACCUUGAAACAUUAUGCCUAGAUUAUUGUGUUUUGGAAGAAUUAUCUGCAAUCGGAGAGCUAAGCAAGUUACAAAUUCUCAGCCUUUUGGACUCUACUAUUGUUCAGCUGCCAAGAGACAUUGGGAAAUUGACAUGUCUAAGGCUAUUGGAUUUAUCCAAUUGUUCAAGCCUUGAAGUGAUUCCACCAGAUGUCUUGUCACGCUUGACCCGAUUAGAAGACUUAUAUAUGGGAUGCAGUUUUGUACAGUGGGAGGGUGAAGAACAUGAUGCUCCAAGAGAAAAUGCUAACCUGGCUGAAUUGAAGCUUUUGACAAACUUAGUCAGUUUGGACAUUCAUAUCAUUGAUGCAAAGAUCCUUCCCAGAGAUCUAUUCUUUGAAAAGCUGGAAAGAUUUAACAUAGUUAUCGGGGACAUAUGGGAUUGGUCAUGGGAAGAAGAAACUUCAAGAACAUUGAAACUCAAGCUCAAUACAAGGAUUCAGUUGAAAAGCAUAAAACUCCUCCUGACGAGAACUGAAAAUCUAUAUUUGGAUGACCUGAAAGGUGUAAAAAAUGUCAUCUGCGAAUUAAACGGGCUUGGUUUUCCUGAGUUGAAACAUCUGCACAUCCGAAAUAGUCUUGAUAUUCAUUAUAUCAUAGACUCAAUUAGGCUGGGACCUCAGGUUGUUUUCCCCAGAUUGGAAUCAUUGAUCCUUGACCAUCUAAUUAACUUGGAGAAGAUAUGUUGCGAUGAGCUUGAGGCCAACUCUUUUAGCAGCUUAAGAAAGUUAAAUGUGAAACAUUGUGAUAGUUUGAAAAACCUCUUUUCAUUCUCUAUGGCUGGAGGCCUUGCACGACUAGAAGAACUCAAUGUGAGCAAUUGCAAACUUAUGGAAGCGAUUUUUGCCAAGGAAAUUGGAGAUGAUUCUGGCAAUAUUACAUUUCCCAAUUUGGCAGAGCUAAAACUGUCUUCGGUAAGUUUGGAGAAGAUAUGGUGCAACCAACUUAUACAACUAUCUCCGCGUUUAACAAUCUUGAAGGUUGAUGGAUGUGAGAAUUUAAACUAUGUAUUUCCAUCUCCUGUGGUUGAAAGUCUUGCACAACUCACAAGGCUAGAAAUAUGCAAUUGUGAGUCAGUGGAAGAAAUAAUAGCUACACAAAGAUUAGGAGAAACAAUGAUCAAGAUUUCAUUUCCAAAACUGGACCUGCUAAAGCUCAGUGAUCUUCCAAAACUAACAAGUUUUUUCAGUGGUAACUUGAUUGAAUUCUCUUCUUUGAAAGUUCUGGUGAUAGACAAUUGUACACAAUUGAGGACAUUUGUUUCCAGUUCUGAAAGUACAGAUGUGGCAUCUAGCAGUGAAUCUGGACAAGCAAACUCACUUCUUUUUGAUGAGAAGGUUGCAUUUCCUAGCUUGGAGGAGUUGCAUAUUAUGUCCUUGCCUAAGUUGAAAAUGAUACGGGAUGAUCAUAUCCAAACAAAUUCAUUCAGCAAGUUAAAAUUACUGAAGGUGGAAGAUUGCGAGGAGUUACUGAAAAUUUUUCCAUCAAAUAUACAUGAGGAUUCUCCAAAAACUCUCUUGUUUUCAAACCUAUGUUGA